CCGGACCGCCGUCCCCCGGCCUCCUCUGGGUACCAACUCUAUUUCGCUGCGCACUGCCGUGCGUUUAACCCAGGCGAGGAGGAGGAGGACAAAAUUCCCCCAGAUCCGGGCAGGCCCCGCACCCAACAUCCCGUCCUGUUUUGAGAGGAGGAGGGAAGAGAAAUAACGUGGCAGCGCAUAUAAGGCCAGUGGGGAGGUUGGGAACGGGUGACAGGAGGGGAACGCAAUUUGGAAACAAUCCAGCCAGUUCACUCCCACCCUCACUCUCCGGAUAUCUUCCCAGACCACUGCCCCUCCCUUCUCCUCCCCCGGCCGGCCCCUCGCCUUUGGGGUGCUGGGAAAUGGGAGUGCCAGCCUCUGGAGGGGAGAUGGCGGGUUUGGCGCUGUUGGGGCUUCACAGGAGGGGGCACUCUGAGAGAAUGUGGGAUUAAACCGCCGUGCUAACUCCCAGGCUGCUCUCCAGACACCUCCGGCCCACACAGCCCUUCACUCCCGUUUUUUCAGCCCUGCACAAGGAGUUCGGUCUGUCCUUAGGAUGAAGCUCUAACUAAACUGAAGGAAGGUGAAGCAGACCUGAAUCCUUGGAGGUCUGUCUGCUUUUUGGGCCCUGUACAAGUACAUGCCUGGUGGAAGAGACUAAAGUGCUCCUGUUCCCAGCAGGUUUUGGUCCUGCUAAGCUUGCAGCCCGAGCCUGAGCUGAAGCGCCUGGUCCAGACGUGACGCAUCCCACUUGGGCAAGUCAGCUACACGCUCUCGGUCAGAGAAUUAUUCCAUCUGCACCAUGAGCCGCGUUCGGGAUGCUGGCUGUGUAGCCGCGGGGAUAGUGAUCGGGGCUAGUGCCUGGUACUGUGUCUACAAAUACGCCAGGGGAAGAAACCAGAUGAAGAAGAGACUGCCCAAGCCCAAGGCCAGGGCUGUGGCAGGGACUGGAGCCAGGGCUAGGGCUGGGAUAAGGGCCGGAUUCACAAUUGACCUUGGGCCCGGAUUCGGUCCUCCAAUCCCAGUUCACCCAGGGGCAGAGGACAGGGCCCAGGAUGAUGCCUCUGUUCUGGACAUGACUGGAGCUGAGGCAGUCGCCCCAGCUGCACACAGUGCUGAACCUCAGAGUGGGGCAGGAAGUCAGGGCCAGGAAGCAGAACAAGCUGGGGCUGCGCCUAAGGCGGAGCCAGUAGUUGUGGCCUCAGCACCUUCUGUAAUGGCUCCAACCCCCGGGGAAGCAGAGGUUCCCUCAAUGGCAGGGGCUCCCAAAUUGGCAGAAGCCUCUAGCCAAGCAGAGGCGCCUGGGGUGUCUCCUGGGGCGCCAGCACCUCCCGAGGCCACUGCGGAGGCUCUGGUACCCGCAGCGCCUACUGCGUUGGCGGCAGCAUCCCCCGGGGCUGCAGAGGCCCCUGGGACUUCAGGGUCUCCUAGAACAGCCGCCACCGCCAAGAAAGCGACCCCUGGGGCUCAUACUGGAGCUAUACCUAAGACCGGGUCGGCGACGGGAGCUGUACCCAAAGGUGGAGCCAAGAGCGGAACCAGGUCCCGGACUGGAGGCAAGGGCAAGGGCAAGAAAAACAAGGUUGAAGUAGAUGAAUUGGGGCUGGGCUUCCGCCCUGGGGAUGGGGUUGCGGCAGCUGCGGCAGCCUCCGCUAAUGGGGGACAGGCUUUUCUGGCAGAGGUUCCUGAUUCUGAGGAAGGGGAGUCUGGGUGGACUGACACAGAGUCGGAGUCAGACUCUGAGCCUGAUACUCAGCAGAGAGGGAGAGGAAGGAAACCCCCUCCCAUGCAGAAGCGCCCCUUUCCUUAUGAAAUUGAUGAGAUUCUGGGUGUCCGAGAUCUCAGGAAAGUACUUGCUUUGCUACAAAAAUCGGAUGAUCCUUUCAUCCAACAAGUAGCUUUGCUUACUUUGAGCAACAACGCCAAUUAUUCAUGCAACCAAGACACAAUUCGAAAAUUGGGAGGCCUCCCAAUUAUUGCAAAUAUGAUCAACAAAACCGAUCCCCACAUUAAGGAAAAAGCCUUAAUGGCCAUGAAUAACCUGAGUGAGAAUUAUGAAAAUCAAGGCCGUCUUCAGGUAUACAUGAAUAAAGUGAUGGAUGAUAUCAUGGCCUCUAACCUGAACUCCGCAGUACAGGUAGUUGGACUAAAAUUUUUAACAAACAUGACUAUUACUAAUGACUACCAGCACCUGCUUGUCAAUUCCAUUGCAAACUUUUUCCGUUUGCUAUCUCAGGGAGGUGGAAAAAUCAAGGUUGAGAUUCUGAAAAUACUUUCGAAUUUUGCUGAAAAUCCAGAUAUGUUAAAAAAACUGCUCAGUACCCAAGUGCCAGCAUCGUUUAGUUCCCUCUAUAACUCUUACGUGGAAUCAGAAAUUCUUAUUAAUGCCCUUACCCUAUUUGAGAUAAUCUAUGAUAAUCUCAGAGCAGAAGUAUUCAACUACAGAGAAUUCAAUAAAGGUUCCCUUUUUUACCUAUGCACUACAUCUGGAGUGUGUGUUAAGAAAAUUCGAGCCUUAGCAGAUCACCAUGAUCUCUUGGUGAAAGUGAAAGUCAUAAAACUAGUGGACAAAUUCUGAUUGGCUAGGUGCCCUC
Manis pentadactyla (Chinese pangolin) is the source of this 2573-nucleotide messenger RNA. It is a transcript of the gene ARMCX2, whose product is annotated as armadillo repeat containing X-linked 2. Bases 782 to 2557 code for a protein of 591 amino acids. Lineage: Eukaryota; Metazoa; Chordata; Mammalia; Pholidota; Manidae. The transcript has 5 exons. Gene Ontology annotation, cellular component: mitochondrion. The record is from RefSeq and is a predicted model, not a curated record.